Nasonia vitripennis (jewel wasp) is the source of this 1002-nucleotide messenger RNA. RefSeq lists its product as uncharacterized. Bases 302 to 799 code for a protein of 165 amino acids. Lineage: Eukaryota; Metazoa; Arthropoda; Insecta; Hymenoptera; Pteromalidae. The transcript is spliced from 3 exons. The record is from RefSeq and is a predicted model, not a curated record.
CGGCCAGAUCACGCCCUGCGGCUGCACGCGGAAACCGGCCAAGGCUGCGAGGUCGGGAACUCUCGUCUCUCCUCCGCAGUGUGAGUUGGAUAUCAUCGCACGAUGAUGAACGCUAUCGAGAGUACCGCGAACGCUGACGAUUUACGCAUGCGCGAAGCGAGUCGAUCUACUGGGGAAUCUCUCUAGCGUCAUCGAUUCAUCAUCGACAACAAUUCGUCGUCUCGUUAUAGGAGGCUGCGAGUCGGCAGAUCUUUUGAGAGUGUCUCGCCGAGCGAUAAGUGUAUAACAUAGGAACGAUAACAUGCUGCGGAGGUCGACGCUGCUCUUCGCGCUUCUCGCUCUGUGCGCUGGAGACCAGUGGCUGAUGGCGGGAGACUUCAUAUCCGACGGAGAAGCCGAACGCCACAACCUUCUGCUUGACAGUACCAACUCCACGACGAGCGUCAGCUCGUCCAUUCGGAUCACCCUCACACCCCCGAUGCACCACACCAUCAACUGCAUCAUCGCGGCGGCUUUGCAUUUGAACGGCGACGUGAGCGUCGUGGACGGCGGCGUCGGCUCCAAUAGCGUCACACUGGCUUAUAAGACUUUAAACAGCCAGCCGGAUCAGUUCUUCGUGCUCAUGGAGUCUAACGUCGAUCGACAAUGGGUGCAAGAGGCGCUGGAGAUGAGAGGCGACGCGGUGGAGACGUCGAGACUUGCGAUUUUCUACGAUAAGAUGAGGGACUGGAAAGCUUCGCCGGUCGUCGGCGUUGCUGACUUUGGGAAUGAUGGGGCGAGAGAGCAUCGGGAUGAGUGAAUUUGUAAAUUGAAAGGCUACUAGUAUGUGUGUGUGUGUGUGUGUGUAAUGUAACUGGAAAUCUUUUGUAUACAGAAAAUACUAACACAAUAAGAGACAUAUUAUAUAGAGGCAAAGAGAAUUUUUGCAGUAAUAAGGCAUAUUUCAUACAUAAAUAAAGUAUGCAUGUAUAUAAAUAAAUGAAUAUGAAACGCACACGCGCA